This is a messenger RNA of Tribolium castaneum (red flour beetle), 1093 nucleotides long. It is a transcript of the gene Syx13, whose product is annotated as Syntaxin 13. NCBI's taxonomy places the organism in Eukaryota, Metazoa, Arthropoda, Insecta, Coleoptera, Tenebrionidae. The record is from RefSeq and is a predicted model, not a curated record. Bases 139 to 924 code for a protein of 261 amino acids. Gene Ontology annotation, biological process: vesicle-mediated transport; vesicle fusion; intracellular protein transport. Gene Ontology annotation, molecular function: SNARE binding; SNAP receptor activity. Gene Ontology annotation, cellular component: membrane; synaptic vesicle; SNARE complex. The transcript has 4 exons.
ACAUGUAUUUUUAAAAUGCCACAAUUGAACUCACCCCCUUGUUAUAACAAUAAGUCACCUGAUCUUUCCUACUCCUAACCUCAGUUUUAAGUUUACGAAACGUCAAAUCACAAACGAAAAGGGGCGUCGAAGACAACAAUGAGUAAACAUCCCUACAAUUACGGUGCUACUGCGUCCACUGACGUAGGUUUCAUCGGUAAGCGCUCCCCCGAAUUCAAUAAUUUAUGCGAUGGCGUCGUAACAAACAUUUACACAAUCAACUCAAGUCUCAAGACCUUAGACAACGCUUUAAAAACAAUCGGAACCAGAAAAGACAAUCAGGGAUUAAGAAGUUCAAUACACGUCACUCAAUUGAGCACAAACCAGAUCGCAUCAGUCACAAGCAAAGACAUUCACAAGCUCAAGCAACUUGUAUCCAAAAGCGAGAAACAGCAGCAGUUGCAAGUAGAAAAGUUAGAAGAGAAUUUUAAAGAAGCGAUCACGCGCUACUAUUCCUUACAAAAGGACUUGGCCAACAAGCAGAAAUCACAUUUAUUGGUUUCUGUAAGCAUAGAAAAUGACUACACGCCGGAAGAAGACACAGAACAGCAACGGCAAGCUCAGCUUGCACGCGAAAUGGCGUUUGAGCAAGAUAUGCUCAUGGAGAGAGAAGCUAGGAUUAAACAAAUUGAAGCCGAUGUACUUGAUGUUAACGAAAUCAUGCGCGAAUUGGGGUCCUUAGUGCACGCCCAAGCGGAAACAAUCGAUACUAUUGAAAAUAGCAUAGACCAUGCAACUGGCAAUGUGGAAGAAGCGACAGAACAGUUAAUUACAGCAGCGAGUUAUCAGAAUAAGUAUAGGCGCAAGUUGCUAUUCAUGGUACUGAUAGGACUUGCAAUAGUUGCAAUAAUUAUUAUAAUACUAGUUGUACAGUUUAAAAAGUAGCUGCGUAAUAUUACUUUUCUUUAUAAUUACUCAAACCUGUUUUUGUGGUGAAUAACUGCUUGAUAUAUUUAUAUACAGUAUACACAGACUUUUUAUAGCAACUAAUCUUAUCAUAGAAUUUAUAUUUAUUUAUGUAAUUAUCUUAAUCACAAAAUAUGAAUGAUAUUUA